AACGUGCGCCUCUCUCUCUCCCAUUCUCUCUCGCUGAUUUUUAAAGGGCCUGAGGAGAAGAAGGCUCUCGCGAGUUAAAAUAAAAGAGUCGUAGGGUUCCCCUUGUGAAAAGCUUGGUAGUGUUUCUGACCCCGGCGCCUCCUUGCCCCGGGUCACGCAAAAGCCCCCUUUUUCCUUUCCCUCUCGCGCCACUCUUUCCACCACCAGCCGCCCUCGUCCCCGCGGUUCCCGUCGCCACAACAUGAGGCAUGAGCCAGUCUAUCGGCAACCUGCGUACUAGACGCGUCGCAGUGUUUACGUAACAGUUAUUAUUCUUACUUGUCAGUGUUAAUUUCGAUUUAAGUUAGCCGGUCUGGUUCCUCAAACCUUUUCCGUUCAACCCCACUGGUCCCAGCUGAUAAAAAGAAUAAAAAAAGAGUUUCUACAGAAUUUCAAGAGCUUGAGUCUAUCAGUCGAGGACUUCCCUUUUCCCCGUCCCGCAUCCAUUCUCCUCGAGACCAUUUUCACCUGCUGCAUGGGCCAGCCGGAACAUCACCAGUAUCCAAACUCCAUCGCGCCUACCUGGCUCCCUAUCGAUUGCUCGAAAAUAGACGCGAGGGAGCGUUACCUUUCUCUCCUUCUCGCCCGCGUUCGUCCAUAGCGUGACAGGUGCUUCGUCCAGGAACAACGUGUGCGUUGGCAUGAUCGACGACGAACGCAGGAGGGAACGAGGACAAUCUUCAGUUACUGUACAAAUUAGCUUAUACCACCACUUCUAGAAGGAAACAAUAAUUUUUAGGAAAGGCAAAAAAGGAAAAGAAAAAUAGGAAAAUACUAGCAGACGAGUACUACAAAGAAGGAACAAGGUGGAUUCAGAGAGUAGAAUCGGGGGAGGAAAAAGUGGAGCAGGAAAGAAUCAGGAAGGAAUUUUUUCUCCCGCAAGGGAAGGCAUUCUCAAAGUUCCACGACCUGGAGGCGCCUGUCGUCUUCGCCGGUACAACCAUAACGCCGCCCGCUCUAAAACGCCCGAGACGGGACACGGUGGACUCAUCGCCGCCACCCGCUCGUAACGUCGCCCCCGGAAACCCCGGAACCUCCAGCGAACUCGCCUUGAUUAUGGACGCACCGCUGUCGCAGAGCAUGGACUCCGUAAACACGGUGGCCACCGGCGAAGACGAGGUGCGCACCUUGUUCGUGAGCGGCUUGCCGAUGGACGCCAAGCCAAGGGAGCUCUAUCUUCUCUUCAGAGCAUACGAGGGUUAUGAGGGUUCACUCUUAAAAGUCACAAAUAAAAAUGGAAAAACGGCAUCGCCGGUGGGCUUCGUGACUUUUCACACGAGGGCAGGUGCGGAGGCUGCGAAACAAGACUUACAGCAGGGGGUUAGAUUCGAUCCUGAUAUGCCACAAACCAUACGUUUGGAAUUUGCAAAAAGUAACACAAAGGUUAGCAAACCCAAGCAACCAGCCGCUGCAGCAGCCACCUCGCACCCCGCUCUGAUGCACCCUCUAACUGGACCCCUAGGAAGCCCAUUCUUCCCGAGUGGUCCAGAACUGUGGCAUCAUCCUCUAGCUUAUUCAGCAGCUGGUGAAUUACCUGGGACCCUGCAACAUGCGACGCUGGUGCAUCCCGCAUUACAUCCUCAGGUCCCCGCGCCCAUGUCACUACCGCAUCCUACCACGUUGACGUCGAUACACGCCUCGUUACCGCACUUUUUACCAUCGCCAGCAUUGGCGUCACCGGUAGGUUCCUCGUCGUCGCAGCCAAGCAUCGCCGUCAGUAAUGCGCCCUGCUCAACCCUCUUCGUGGCGAACCUAGGUCAAUUCGUCUCCGAGCACGAGCUCAAGGAGAUCUUCAACAGUUUUCCUGGUUUCUGUCGGCUUCGUAUGCAUACGAAGGGAGGCUCGCCAGUGGCCUUUGUCGAAUAUCAAGAUGUUCGCUACGCGGCCCAAGCAAUGGCCACUCUUCAAGGAUCCCUUCUGGUCUCCUCCGACCGGGGAGCAAUACGAAUCGAAUAUGCAAAGUCAAAAAUGGCCGAGGUGGGCUUUACAAAUCUCUGGAUCGAAGGAUCAAAGGGAGAAGAAAACGGGCAACCUUAAAAUCGACAUCAACGGGAUGUAAAAAAAAAUUGAAAGUAACAAAUUCCAAAGUGAGCCUGCUGCUUUUUGUGAUUUUUAGAAAAUCGGAAGAAAUAGGAACUGAAAAUCGACAACGACUAAAAAACCAACAAAGAAAAAAAUCGUAAACGAAAAAGAAAUCAGCAGCAACAAAAGACAAGAACAAUCAAGAAAAGAAAAAAACGAUUUUGAAGUCACUAGGAAAAUUUUUUGCGCAACUCGGUGACUUCUUUCGAGAGAAAAAGAGAGAGGAUAUUGCUGAUAAAUUUAGGUAUCUACCUAUAUAUUUUUUAAAGCGAAAUAAAACGCGAGCCGAUUAUUUAUAUUUUCGACGACGAUUUAAAAUAGGAAAUUGACGGACGACGACCCAAUUUUUUCGUGAAACAUCGACCUGAAUUUUUCUUUUUUAAACUAUGAUGGUCAGCAGCUUUUGAGUGCGCAUAAUAUAGGCAUAGGUACAUUAUUCGAAUUCGAUUCUCAUUAUUCUCGUCAGGACUAUAAUUGUUUCUCGAACGAUAUUUAUACAUAUUAUAUAUUCUCAUUUUUAUGACUGUCGUCCUAUAAUAAUAUAACGGUCUCGAGAAGGGCCGGUGAAAAAAAAAAAUUCGUUUGUAUGUAAAAAGGCACUGUUAAACUCACAACACCCGCACCACGUCGUAUAACACUCUUAUUAUCGAAUUGUAGGUAAAUCGAGUAUCUGAUUGCGCAACAGCACGCGUAUUACGAAUUUUUCUUAGAGACACGCCUCCUCCUUCUCUUUAAAAAAGAAUUUAAUUUCCCAAAAAUACCAAAAGUAAUUUUCUUUCGAGUAAAAGAUAUUUCAGGAUUGCCACGCAACUUAAAAACCUGGAAAUGUCAGGGAAUUUUAUAAACCUUGAAAAAAUCUGGAAAAAUCAGG
Leptopilina heterotoma is the source of this 2992-nucleotide messenger RNA. Its product is annotated as protein couch potato. The transcript is spliced from 9 exons. The record is from RefSeq and is a predicted model, not a curated record. Gene Ontology annotation, molecular function: mRNA binding. NCBI's taxonomy places the organism in Eukaryota, Metazoa, Arthropoda, Insecta, Hymenoptera, Figitidae. The coding region runs from base 1096 to 2076 and encodes 326 amino acids.